Messenger RNA from Odocoileus virginianus texanus, 1278 nucleotides. Its product is annotated as probable inactive serine protease 58. Gene Ontology annotation, biological process: proteolysis. The record is from RefSeq and is a predicted model, not a curated record. NCBI's taxonomy places the organism in Eukaryota, Metazoa, Chordata, Mammalia, Artiodactyla, Cervidae. Gene Ontology annotation, molecular function: serine-type endopeptidase activity.
AGAUGGGUCAAGAUCAGCCCCCGAGGGCGGGGUUAUGGUCACUGGAAAUAAAUGUCAGUGUCACACAGAUGAGGGUUAGCAUCACAAAGGUAGGAGGAAUCAGUCUGAAGUUCAGAGAGAGACAAGGUGUCUGAGACUUACACAGCAGGGAACACUGUGAGCUUCAGCAUCUCUCAAAUUAGGUGCAUCUUUCCCUGAAGAGGGGGAGAGAAAUGCUGGGUUCCAGAUCCAUUCUCCACUGUGUCGAGGACUGAGUCAUCUGGUCUCUGUCGAUGCACCUCUAAUAUCUGGCACCACAUCCUACUCUUUGGGAACUCAAACCUGCAAUUGAAAGAAUUCAGAUGACAGUUGUUCCAACUCUAGAAUCCCUUCCUGCUCCAUCUUAGUGUUCUUCUUUCCUUCCUUGGCAUUCUUUUCAAGGCACUGAACCUCAUCUUCAGAAAAGACUUCCAACAUGAUUAUGAAUUUAAUCCUCCUGUGGGCUCUCUUGAACCUGCCUGUUGCUUUGACCUUUGAUCCAGACGACAAAAAUUCUAUCACUCCCCCCUACCUGAUCUACUUGAAGUCUGAUUACUUGCCUUGUGUUGGAGUCCUGAUCCACCCUCUUUGGGUGAUCACAGCCGCACACUGUAACUUACCGAAGCUUCAGUUAAUACUGGGGCUUACAAAACCAUCCAAUAUAAAUGAAGAAAAAUACAUACAAGUGGUUGGUUAUGAGAAGAUGAUUCAUCACCCACAAUUUUCCAUCACUUCUAUUGAGCACAACCUCAUGUUAAUCAAGCUGCAAACCCAUAUUGAACUCAACAACUACGUGAACACAGUCAGCCUGCCCAGAGAACCUGCCGCUGAAGACGACAUGUGCACCAUCUCUACCUGGGCCUACAACUUGUGUGAUCUCUACAAGGACCCUGACUCACUGCAGAAUGUGAAUAUCUCUGUAAUCUCCAAAGUUGAGUGCCGCAGAGCCUAUAAAAACAUCCGCAUCAGAGACAAUAUGUUAUGUGUGGGCAUCGUGCCAGGAAGGAGGCAGCCCUGCAAGGAAGUCACAGCUGCCCCAGCGGUGUGCAAUGGGAUACUUCAAGGAAUCCUGACAUUUGCAGAUGGGUGUGUUUUGAGAGGCGAUGUGGGUAUCUAUACCAGGAUUUUUAACUACAUACCCUGGAUUGAAAAUACCAUCCGGAAUAACUGAGUUCUCAUGGCAAGAAUUCUAGACCCUGUGACACCACCUGUUCCUAAGUGCAGCCUCAGAAUUAAAUCUAACCAGGUGUCCUGAAUGCA